UAUUUACAGGUUUUUUUCAUUUGAAUGACUAUAUGGUGAAAUAAAAGAGCAUAGUGGGUUUUUUGUUUUGUUUUGCUGUUGGUGGCACAGUAUAUAGUGAAAAUGGUGCAAUAUUGAAGCACCAUCAGGACCAGCAUGAAGACACAUCAUCAUCAUCAGCAGCAGCAACAGCAGGACAUCCUGUCAUCAUCCCACACCAUCACCACCACCACCAUCACCACCAGAGAGAGGAACCAUCAGCAGUGGUGCACACUCUUCUGUGUUGUCUCUGUUGGGUGCUGCUGCUGCCAGCACAGCAGCUGCAUUUAAAUAAGGGGUGUGUGGUUGGUUGGGUUGGUGCCAGCAGCUGCUGCCCACACAAAAAAAAAAAAAGAAAAAAAAAAGAGGGGCUUCCUUCGGAUGCAGGUGUGGGCGUGUUGGCAGGCUGUGGCCCAGCGUGUGGGUGCCGCAAUGCGCUACUAUUGCCUGUGGAUCUACGCCUGCAACCUCGUGCUGCUCCUGGCCGUGGCCGUGUUUGUCUGCUACGCGGGCACCGUGCUGGCUGACCACCGACUGGCCUUUGUGCCGCACGUGCGGUUCUACCAGCCGACGUUGGUGUACGCGUAUGCGGCGGUGCUGGUACAGGCCGGGGUCGUGCAGGCCGUGGGCUGCUACGCGGCCAGGCAUUUGAACGAACGCCUGCUCAACGUGUACUGGUUCAUGCUGCUGGGCUUGCUGCUGGGGGACUUGGGGGUCGGGGUCGUGUGGAUCAUCAGGUAUGACAGGAUAUGCAGGGACAUGUUGCCCAUGUUGCAGCACCAGUUGCAGCAGUCCUAUGGCACAGAUGCAGAGUUCACAAGGCGCUGGGACAGGCUGCAGGUGGAGUCUGAGUGCUGUGGAGUAGCUGGCCCACUGGACUAUAAUGCAACCCUGGCAUUUGCCACCUCAGUCUUUGGGACAGCUGCUGCAGUGGCCCCAGGCUCUGAGCACCAGGGCAUGUUGACAUUUCAUGUGCCUGCUACUUGUUGCCAUCCCAGUCAGGCUUUGCCUCUGCAAUUAUCUGCCCCUACUACUACUCCUAGAAGUUUUGCUAGUGGUCACCUGGAUGACCCUGAUGAUGCCCCACUUGGGGAUAAUAAGAGUUACCGUAGAGAGUAUGAUGCGCAGUAUGAAGAUGAUGAGGAGGAGGAGGAAGAAGAAGGAGGAGGAGAUGGUUUCCAGACUAGAAAGAAACGCAGAACAAGGGCCACGCAUCGCCACAGACAUUGGCAGAGGACAGGCGCGCACAUGGUGCGACAUCUGUCCAUGCGACAAAGUGAUGGUUCGAGCGCGAGUCGCCGUCUGAAUCAGAAGGUGUCGCCCACACUCAACUUCACCUGCUUGGACGCUGACUUGGCACCCAAACUGGAGCCGCGGUUGGACGGAUGUGGCCCAGAGCUGGCCAAGUGGGUGUCCAAGAGUGCAGAUGCUCUGUUCGUCCUGGGGUUCUGCGUCAUUGCCUUUGUCAAGAUAUGCUUUCUGGGUCUCCUGAGGUAUGAAAUAAAGGAAAUGAUCCAGAAGAUAAAAGUAUUGAAGUCAGAGGGUGAGGAAGGAGCAAGACAGAGUGAGUUUGCAGAGAUUGCUGCAGCAUUUGGUGCAGCUGCAGCAACCCAGGCCCAGACAACAGCAGCCAGUGCAAACCAUGUGCCUUUUGUGCCUACACCA
This is a messenger RNA of Notodromas monacha, 1683 nucleotides long. Lineage: Eukaryota; Metazoa; Arthropoda; Ostracoda; Podocopida; Cyprididae. The record is from the annotation of a GenBank genome assembly.